ACGCUAGUCGGCAUAUGAUGGCAAGGCAUCUCACCCGUCGACUAUUUGCAAGACCCAUAGUUCAGUUGCUCUAGGUUUCUAUUUAACGUUAAAUCCGGUACCCAUCACAUCACCGUACAUGCCGAGUAUUCUCAAUUGCUUUUUGGGCCUAUAGACUCAAGUAUAGCCGCAUUUCAAUGCUGUCAACUGGAGGCAUGUCGACAUCGCUCUUAGACGACUCAUACUUCCAAUAACAUUUCAGAUUCGAUAAUCCUCUCGGCUUCGAGGUCAUAAAUGGUGAAUUAUUACUAGUCCGCCAUUUCAAAUCUCAUUAACCAUUUGAUUGCUGUCGGUAGUCUCAAAUUAGACCCAGAAUCAGUAUUAUCAAACAUUGUUGACAUUUCCUCAUCAUGGCACAUCAAAGGGAAGUACCCUCAUCAGCACUGCCCACGACUCGCCAAUCGGGCCAAGCGAAUACACAACAAAGAGGUCUCGCCAGCAGCAGGAGCCAUGCCAGCCAGGGCAGCACAAGGCCCGACAGUUGGUGGAAGAUUCAUCUAUUUCGAGGCAUGAUCAAUGAUAUUCGUCGAAGAGCACCGUAUUAUUGGAGUGAUUACAAGGAUGCGUGGGAUUAUCGUGUUGUGCCGGCCACGAUAUACAUGUAUUUUGCCAAUAUCAUGCCUGCCCUGGCUUUCUCACUCGAUAUGUUCACCAAGACAGACAUGCAAUACGGCGUCAACGAGGUGCUGCUUGCAUCUGUCCUCGGCGCAGUGGUGUUUGCCGUUCUCGCGUGUCAGCCGCUAGUCAUUGUAGGCGUAACAGGCCCCAUCACCGUGUUCAACUAUACCGUCUACGAUAUCAUGGCCCCAACGGGCACGAAUUACCUUGCCUUCAUGUGCUGGAUCGGCCUCUGGUCUCUCGUGUUUCACUGGAUCCUCGCCAUUACCAAUUCUUGCAACUGGCUGAAAUACGUCACGCGCUUUCCGUGCGAUAUCUUCGGGUUCUACGUCGCCUUCAUCUACCUGCAGAAGGGCAUCCAGGUCCUCGAGCGAUUUGGAAACGACGCACCGUUCUAUCUCUCGGUCAUGGUGGCGCUGCUCGUUUUCAUGAUCGCAUAUGCGUGCGGCGAGCUUGGUGGGAGCCCCCUGUUCUGGCACCCGGUACGGAUCUUCUUAAAGGACUAUGGCACGCCGCUGACGGUCAUCUUCUUCACCGGCUUCGUCCACUUCGGCAGGAUGGACUCGAUCGAGCUCGAGAAACUGCCGACAAGCAAGAGUUUCUUCCCGACCGCCGACAGGGGUUGGUUCAUUCACUUCUGGGAUAUCAGUGUGGGCGACGUGUUUCUGGCAAUUCCUUUUGCCAUCUUGCUCACCAUUCUGUUCUGGUUCGACCACAAUGUCUCGUCAUUAAUCGCGCAAGGAACCGAGUUCCCCCUCCGCAAGCCCGCAGGCUUCCACUGGGACCUGUUCCUCCUGGGCCUGACCACGGGCGUAGCCGGUCUCCUCGGCCUCCCCUUCCCCAACGGCCUGAUCCCCCAGGCGCCCUUCCACACCGAGUCGCUCUGCGUGACAAAGGCGGUCCUCGACACGGAGGAGGGCGGCGAGGAGAAGAAGGGCAACUACAGAUACGAGCCGACGCACGUGGUGGAGCAGCGCGUCUCGAACCUAGCCCAGGGCCUCCUGACGCUGGGCACCAUGUCGGGCCCCCUGCUGGUGGUGCUGCACCUGAUCCCGCAGGCGGUGCUGGCCGGCCUGUUCUUCAUCAUGGGGUACCAGGCGCUGGAGGGCAACGGGAUCACGGCCAAGAUCCUGUUCCUGCUGCGCGACGGGGCGCUGACCCCAGCGGGCCACCCGCUGAGGCGGGUCCGCCGCCGCGCCGCCGUCUGGUGGUUCGUGGCGCUCGAGCUGGUCGGGUUCGGGGCCACUUUCGCCAUCACGCAGACGGUCGCCGCCAUCGGGUUCCCCGUCUUCAUUCUGCUGCUCAUUCCAGUGCGGGCGCUGUUGCUGCCCAGGCUCUUCACCGGCGAGGAGCUGGGUCUGUUGGAUGCCCCGACGGCGAGCGCGCGUACCAUGGAAGGCAUUGGUGGCUCGUAUGGGGGCCAAGAUGAGGGACUUGUGGAGAACAGUGGCAGUGCGACGAGCCAAGAGCAGCCGGUGGGGGGCGACCGUGAGUUGAUGGUGGGUAGAAUGAGCGAGGAGGACCUGGCGGAGAUGGGGCAAAGUAAAGGUGUCCUUGAUGCUAACGAGAGGAGCGGCAAGGACAUUGAUAUGGGUAGGUCUGGCACGGCGGGCAGUGGCGUAAGUCGGCGAUCUCGUACCGGGCAGAGCGGGCAAGGUUCGAGGGAAUCAUGAGCGUAUAACAGUCCUCUGCAUGCAGAAUGACUAAGAAAGAUCAAGAUGUAGAGCAAAAUGGAAAGGCGGAGGGGAGCACCAUAAUCAGAUAUCAUGCGGCCGAUAUUAGGGAUAUCUUGGAGCUCGCUAGGUUAGAACUGUAUCAGACUAUGCUUAAAACUUGGUUUCACAAAAAAUUUAAGGUAUGCCAUAACAUGGUGUUACGUUGCUGUUUUGGACGGGG
This is a messenger RNA of Truncatella angustata, 2553 nucleotides long. RefSeq names its product anion exchange family protein. Lineage: Eukaryota; Fungi; Ascomycota; Sordariomycetes; Amphisphaeriales; Sporocadaceae. Gene Ontology annotation, biological process: borate transport; monoatomic ion homeostasis; transmembrane transport. Gene Ontology annotation, molecular function: borate efflux transmembrane transporter activity; solute:inorganic anion antiporter activity. The coding region runs from base 390 to 2330 and encodes 646 amino acids. The transcript has 4 exons. The record is from RefSeq and is a predicted model, not a curated record. Gene Ontology annotation, cellular component: plasma membrane; fungal-type vacuole.